Messenger RNA from Branchiostoma belcheri (Belcher's lancelet), 2284 nucleotides. RefSeq lists its product as uncharacterized. The transcript has 5 exons. The record is from RefSeq and is a predicted model, not a curated record. Gene Ontology annotation, molecular function: protein binding. The coding region runs from base 135 to 755 and encodes 206 amino acids. Lineage: Eukaryota; Metazoa; Chordata; Leptocardii; Amphioxiformes; Branchiostomatidae.
GCAUGCUCGUCUGAUCGAAGAAGACAAGAUGGCGGAGAAACAAAAAAUCUCCGUCGUCUGUCGGUAAAUUGUUCUAUUUUAGCGAGGAUGUGGGCUUCAGCGGUGGUAGUCUAGCAUAGGGAUCCAGAGAAAACAUGGUGCUAAGGAUCUUCCAUACAUUUUUGGCGAUUUCGGUGGCGAUCUUCGUCAGAAAUUGCGGAGGUGAGCCUCAGUCUCAGCCUGCUGUGUCGGUGACAGUCAGCGAGGUCACGACCUCCACAGCCGUGCUGUCCUGGGUCGCGCACAGCGCAGAGGUCACCAAGUGUAGCCUGCUAUACUGGGAGUGUGAGGGGUCAGAGGUCAACCUGGUGGAUGUAGACCUGGAGAGAAAUGGGUCCUACCAGCUGACUCAACUGGAGAAAAACUGCUCGUAUCAAGUCCAGUUUAUGUGUUUUAUAGGAGACAAGAAAUUCGGGGAGUCUGAAAAAAUUCUCUUUACCACAGAAUCUAGUGAGGCUGUUGUCAGCACAUUUAUGCCACAUUCCAUCUCCAAACCUCCCAGCACUGAACAAAACACAGCAGCAGACAAUGGCUCAACUCCAACCCUUUCCAGGGACAUCCUGUUAGGCUGCUUCCUGAGCCUCCUGGGCAUCGCUAUCUUAGUAUCCCUACAGAUCCUAGUCUUUCGGCACUGGAGGAGAUACAUGUAUGGCAGAAGGUUUGCCAGAAUGCGUGAUGAGGACAGGGAUGAGAUUCCCAACUUCAACAUCGGUUAAGGACACAAACCUGCAUGUACAUAUACAUGUACACAAUCUGCAUGUACAUAUCUGAUCUACCAUGCCCAUUAACACAACGUGCUGCUACCUACAACCCUACUGUCUGAAGGCAAUGUCAAAGACUACAGCUUGGAUCAACAUACCUCAAAUAACACUACAACCAUUGAAUUCUACUGGCUACAUCUACAUUCUGCAGUCUUCUGAUGCCUAAGUCCGCCAUUCUUAGCCAUAUGAAGACAAUAUGUGAUUGUCAACAUUGGAACCAUCCCACAAUAUCAUGAGUAGGCAAUGAAAAGAAACAGAUGAUCAUGAACAACAUAAGAUUAUGUGCACUUAAGACUUGAGUUGCCAAAGCUUUGUUUGCUAUAUACGUGGUUUAAUUAUGUGAACAACCAAGGAAUUGCAGUUGUGUAAUCCAUUUUUGGUAUAAAGAAAUGUAAUUACUGCUUACCUGCCAAUAACUUAAGGAGGCACAUGUAAAUUUAUGAUACAUGAAGACUAUGUUAGGCCAGUGUUUAUAUAUGGUGCUGAUAGAAAUUUAAGUUCAAAAGGAGCCAAAAUGCUGAGAAGCUAAGAUUUGAGACUUGCAUAGAUUAUCUGUUAUCAAUUGAAAAUAAUACUUGUAUAUUUUGCACUGAAGUUUCAUGCCAUUGUCACCUAAAUGUCUUGUAAUUUACAUUAUGUAAGAAAGUUUGUUUUUAAUUGUGUUGUUUUCAAUCACUUUUGUAUUAGUUUGAUCGCAAGCAUAUUUCUGUAGCUGCCAAACAAUAUGGAUAGAGCCAUUUUAAAGUAUGGUUUCAAUGUUUUAUGUAAAGCCAUCUUUUUAUUUUACCCACAACUAACAAUGCUUUUAUGAAUGUUUUUUUCAAUGUAUCAAUAGAAAGUUGUUUGAAAUGAAUGACAGGAGACCACUGAUUCUUGUGUUGGGUACACAUGACUGACAUUUUUUGUUGACUGCUCAACUGAUUUGAUUGUAAGAUAUGAUACUGGUAGGAGUCACUGACCUGCAUUGUUGUAUAGAAAACGCACAUCAUGCAUCAAAUAUAAUAUACACUGUAAAUACAAAAGCUAUGCACCAGAUUAGAAGUACUAGAAAAUGACCUGUACAAGUGUUUGAUAGCACUGUAUACAUACCAUAUCUCAUAGCAUGUACAGUAAUUCUAAGGCCAUUUGCUGUAUGUAUCUAUGUUAGCAGUUUCCUGAAUGUCUGAUUUUCCAAAGUGUGCAGUUGUCCAGGUAAACCAAAGGGGAUGGGGGUUGCUAUAUGCAAUGUUAGGCUCAAACUUGUAUAAGGUAUCUGAUUGUGCAUCUAUCAUUACAGUCAUACUAGUAGUAAGGCCCCCUCCAGUUUCCCCAUGUGUUGACAGUACGUGGCAUGUGCAUUAUGAACAUGAUCAGUUUCCACAUCAGACUUAAGGAAUUGUUUUUUUUUCAUGAUAGAUGUAUUUACUGGUGUAUGCUUCUUAGUAGUAAGAAACACUCUGUGCCUUUCCUUACCUUUUUUUCCACACUCUGUGCAUUGCCUUGUG